AUGGCGAGGAGCAGCCAGCAAGAUGUAGCCCAACUCCGGCGAGAACUGGCCGGCGAGCGCCUCGUGCCGCUUACGCAGCUUGCGGGUGACAGCAACACUGAUGAUGGUAAAGAACGGCAUCAGCUGGUCUGGCAGAAUUUUCGGAUUAAAGAUUGCACCACUGCGAACUCCGUCGUGCUGGGUACAGAGCAUCCCGACUUCAUCGAGGGUUCCGCUGCCGCGGCUGCAAACGCGGCAGAGCUCUUCGAGACCCUGGAGCUGGUGCCUGCCGGUGCUGCAGGUGUCCCCUUAGACCACCUGGCCUCCCUGCAUGGACGCUACUUCGGCGGCGGCUUCGAGGAGACUGUGGGCAAGAGGCUCCGGGAGUUUUGCAUCGAGAGGUUCGAAUACGACGAGCGCCAGCGCCGGGUCAAGGUAGCUCACUUUGAAAGUCGAGCGCGUGAAGACGAGGUGCGGGCCGAGUUUUUUCGCCAGCUGACGCAGGCUGCCGAGGCCGACGCUCUGAAGGAGACGUUGGGUGGCAUUCCCUGGUCGCGCAAGGCCGAUGCGGGGCUGGCGGCGGCUUUGCUCUGUGAAGCUAGGAGUCAAAGGUCUGGCACGGAGUCUGAAUCAUGA
Molecule: messenger RNA, 615 nt
Organism: Symbiodinium natans
Lineage: Eukaryota; Dinophyceae; Suessiales; Symbiodiniaceae
Source: the annotation of a GenBank genome assembly